Molecule: messenger RNA, 747 nt
Organism: Felis catus (domestic cat)
Lineage: Eukaryota; Metazoa; Chordata; Mammalia; Carnivora; Felidae
Product: interferon omega-1-like
Biological process (GO): B cell proliferation; positive regulation of peptidyl-serine phosphorylation of STAT protein; cytokine-mediated signaling pathway
Cellular component (GO): extracellular region
Molecular function (GO): cytokine activity; type I interferon receptor binding
Source: RefSeq, a predicted model, not a curated record
AUGGCUUUUUCAAUUUCUUUACUGAUGGUAUUAGUGUUGAUCUUGUCCCACCCUCUGACCUCCAUUAGCUGUGACCUGCCUCAGAGCUUUGACUUGGGAAAGCGAGAGAGCUUCACAGCUCUCAACCAAGUGGUGACGAUCUCUCUUUCCCGUCUGAAGUACAGGACUGACUUCAAAUUCCCCCGGGAGCAGCUGGAGGGCGGGGAGUUCCGGGAGGCCCAGGCCGCCGCCGCCGUCCUGCGGGAGCUGCUCCAGCAGACCUUCAACCUGUUGCACACGGAGCGCUCCUCGGCGGCCUGGAGCCCCGCGCCGCUGCACGGACUCCGCUCUGGCCUCCACCGGCAGCUGGAAGCCCUGGACGCCUGCUGGCUGCAGGCCACGGGCGAGGGAGAGCGCGCCCCGGGGAUGCACGGCCCUGCCCUGGCCAUCAAGAGGUACUUCCAGGACAUCCGCGUCUACCUGGAGGACGAGGGAUACAGUGACUGCGCCUGGGAAAUUGUCAGGCUGGAAAUCAGGAGUCGCUUUCUCUUCAUUUACAAGCUCGCCUUCAAUGGCUUCUCUUUGGUAAUUUAUUAUCCAGUGCUGGACUGGAUCAAGCUAAAACAAAGAGAGAAUAAAGAUUUUAGACGACAUUCCUUCUCUGUGGUCCAAGCCCUCAGCUCUGGAGUCUUGUUUGGCCUAUUGACUGAUGCGUCCAGAACUAAAGGUGUGGAAGUUUGGUGUUAUACUGCCAUCUACUGCAUGUAG